GUUGUGGCGUGAAACUCAAGAGGGGAUCAUCCAUAUUACGCUUCGGUCUCCAGAGUAAGGGCUGUUUUUGGUGGCAGACGCCUGCAUUCUACAUCCAUUGGUUUACAGCUUCAGCGUUUUAGCUAGUCAGCUCCACCCUCACUCUAAGCUUCCGCUAGUCAGCGUUUUAGUUGUUUUAACAACUCUCUUAGCUGGUUCGUGUAACCAGAACGUGCGAGCAGACGAGACCGUUACAGAGCUAUGACUCAGGUCGCGGCCUCUUAGAAAGCCCAAUUGAGGAACCGUCCGCUUUCCUUCCACGCAGUAAAGAAACAGAAGUGUUUCUCUUAGAGUGUCCUCGUAGUUAAUUCCCCGCCUCCAUGUUCAAUCAGUUCCGCCCAGGCUCAGGCGGGGGCGGAAGAUCCGGGGGGGGCGGGGCAGCGCCCGCGGUACAGUCGAGCGGAAGGAGCGCGGGUGGCGCCAGCGCGGGAACCAGCGCGAUGGCGGAGAGCCGCCAGUUUUCUGCGGCGUCGGCGGAAUCACGGGAUAGCGCAGGGCGCAGCGAUCAGCGCGGGAAGCGCUCGCUUCCAGGGGGGAUUGGCGCGUUUCCGCUAGUUGCGCUAGUUGGCGCUGUCGGCUCUGGCGUCGCGGCGCUCGUGAUGCAUCUCCGCGGGGCGGAGCAGAAGCGCGCCGAGCUGGAGCGCCACGUCAGCUUGCUCCAGAAACAGCUGGCGAAACAGCAGGGUCGUCGGCACAAUAGGAAGCUCGUUAAGAGCACUAGCGAGGGAGAGGCGGGCGCGGAGGGGGAGGGCACAGCAGACUCGGACGCGGAGGACGCAGCACCCGCGGACGGUGCUGCUGCUUAUAACGAAGCGGCGGCGGCGGCUAAUAACGAGGCGGUGCGCGCGGAGCUGAUGGGCGCGGUGCAGGCGCAGGCGGAGGCGGUGGCGCGGCUGGACGCGGCGAUGGGCGCGCUGCAGGAGGAGGUGGCGGAAGGGCGGAACGCGUCGCUGCUGCUGCUGCUGGAGGCGGAAGAGAAGUACCAGAAGGCGAGCGCGGACGCGGAGGGCAUGGCGGAGGCGCAGCAGGCGCUGAGGGGGGCGGUGGAGGGCGUGCAGGGGGAGGUGCAGGCGCUGGGGGAGAGGCAGGGGGAGGUGGCUGCGCUGACAGGCCAAGUGAAGUCCAUCCAAGCGCUAGUCGACGUGCUUCAGCAGCAGCAGCAGCAGAGCGCCGGGAGCGGCACGGGCAAGGCUGCUGCAGCGGCGGCGAAUGGUGACGCGCAUGGGGCGCACGGGGUGCAGGGGGGGGCGUGGCAGGAGGAGCUGCAAAGGCACGUGCAAGAGCUGCGGCUGUUUGUGGAGAGCCGAUGCGGCGAUGCUGUUGCUGCCGCUAAUGUCUCACUCAAGACUCUCGAGCAGCAGCUAGAAGACUACCAGUCAUCCUUCGAGACCCACUCAACGCGUGUAUCCGCUGUAGAAGCAUCCCUGCUGCAGACACAGCAGCAGCAGCAAGCAGGUGGUGCUGGCGCUGGAGGAGGGAGUGAGAGUGAGAGGGAGGAGAGAGAGAAGGAAAGGGAGAAGGAGAGGGAGGAGGUGGAAGCGAGAAGGGAAGCCCGACUGGCAGCUACCGAAGCUGCGGUCGCCUCAGUGUCAGAACUCCAAACCAAACUGCUUGCUAUGGAAACCUCCCUAGAAGCCGCUUUAGAGGCCAAGAUUCUCAAGACUGUUACCGAAACAGUGGAAUCUACUCAAAAGGCGAACAGUGAGAGCAACGGAAAGACCAAUGAGAGGGUAACUACCCUUGAAACGAACCUGGAAGAGCUGCAAGUGAACCUUGGAGAUGUGGAGGGCAGCCUGGGAAAAGUUCAGAUCCGUGUCGGGCACCUCGUGGAAAAGUUUUCGCCGUUGGAUGAGGAGAUUGGGCAGCUGAAGGAACUGGUGGGCAGCUUGAAGAGUGCGGUUGUGCAAGUGAGUGAGAAGAUCAAUGCUGUGGAAGGGACGGCAGGGGAGGCUGCUGCUGCUGCUGUUGCUGCUGCGGCUGCUGCUGAUGGUGCUGCUGCCUCUGCUGCUGCUGCUGCAACUGCGGCCACUGCUACUGCUGCUGUUGCGUCACCUGCUGCUGUGACAGCAGCUGCUGCUGAUGUGACUAGCAAGGUAGCAGUGAGUGAGAGUGGGGGAGAGGAGGAGGAGGUGAGGGAGGAGGAGAAGGUAGUGGUUGAGGAUGUGACAGGAGGAGCCCCGCUGAAGAGGCAGCAAGAACAAGAGUCAGCAGCCGCAGCAACAGCAGACAGUGUUGCUGGUGCUGCUGGUGCGGACCAUGCAGCAGCAGCAGCAUCAUCGUCAUCUGCUGCUGCAGACUCUGCAGCCGCUGCAGCAACAGCAGCUGCUGCAGCAGAAGCAGCCCUCGCAGCAGCAGUGGCCGCAGCAGAGAGCGCUGCUGCAAGGAAGUUAGCAGCUGUGCGGGAGGAAUGGUCCAAGGAGAUUGUGGAGUCAGUAUCUGCUGAUGUGUCAGCAGCUAAGGAAGCAGCAGACAGGCUCGGAGACCGGCUCGACGAGAGGUUCGGGACGCUGGAUGAGAGGCUCGGUACGCUGGAUGGGAGGUUUGGGGCGCUGGAUGAGAGGUUCAGCGAGCUGGAGGAACGGGUGGCGGAAACCGAGGCUAGAGCCGUGGCUCGGGAUGGUACUGUGUGCUCUGUGGAGGCUAAGCUGGUAGCGCUGCAAGACGAUGUGGAGGGGAGGGGUGAGGCGGUCAGCGAGCUGAGGAAACUAGUGGAGGAAGAGAAGGAAGCGAGGUGUGCGGAAGUGAGGGAGUUGAGGGAAAAGGUGGAGGGAGAGAGGGAGAGGGUGGGGGAGAAAUUGACGGAGCUCCGGGCUCAGGUGACUGCGGUGGAGACUUUUGCGGCUGCCCAGAAAGUGGAGCUCGGGCAGCAGAAGGAAAAGAUGUGGGAGCAGGAGGAGAAGCUUGAGCAGAUAGAGAAGAGGAUAGAGGAGAGUGCGAAGCAGCAGCAGGCGGAGACGGCCGAGGAGAGAGCUAAGGAAAAAGCAGCAAGUGCUCUUGCCGUUGAUGAAUUUCAGGAACAGGUCAAAGGGGUCAAAGCCAUGGUCAAGCAUCUCUCCGAGUCUGUCGACGAGGUUCGGAACGACAUGCGCCCCGUUUCCGACGCAGUGGUCGAGGUCCGGGUGUCCAUGGCGGAGGCUCGGAACUUGCAGCAGGAGACGGAGGAGACGGUAGGGAGGCUGAGGAGCAAGGUGGACAGUGUGCAGGCGUCUGUGUUGGAGGUGCAAAAGGAAGCGGAGGAGAGCAAGGGUGAAGUGGAUAAGCUCAGGAAUGGUCUGCACGAGUGCAGGGAAGAGGUUGUGGAGAUCCGAACCAAGCUCGCGGACGUUUGGAAGCAGGGCGAGGAGGCUCGGGAGGCCCACGAGGGGCUUCAGGAGGAGCUCCGGGGAGCGAAAACGGAGCUUCGGGCGAGCAUUAGUGCCUUGGAGACAGGCUUGGAGGAGGUUCGGCAGACGGUGACUUUGGCUCGGGAGGAUAUUUCCACCUUCCAGGAAAGUGCUGAUUGCACUGACAACGAGGUUGCUUCGAUCAAGGAUCAGGUUCGGUCGAUUCAAGACGACGUGGGUCUGGUUCGGAAGGAUUCUGUGCAGGUUCGAGUGGAUGUGGACUCGCUUCGGAUGGAGCUAGGCUCGGUGGAGCGGAGCCUGGAGUCCACGGCUCAAAAGACAGCAGCUUCGGAAGAGGAGAUCCAGGAGGUUCGGCAAAACAUGCUGUCAGCGGUUCGGACAGAAGUGGACAAGGUUCGGGAGAGUCUGGGGGAGGUUCGGGAGGAGGUGAAGGAGGUCCGGGUGGAUAUGGUUCGGGCAGAGGAAAAAGCCACGGCAACUCUGAAGGACGCGGAAACAUCUGCCCGCAAAGCACUGCAAUCCCUGCAAGGGGAAUUCAAGAGUGAAAUAGCCGGUGUGACAAAGGAGGUGACACUGGUUCGAGAGGAAGCGGAGAAUCUAGGCCAUCGAGCCGAGAUGACAGAUUCCCUCACGUCUUCUCUCACCGACAGCAUUGGGCAGGCUCAGAACGACAUCCUGGAGCUUCGGAAGGAGGUUACCACCGCCCAGACCGAAGCUGGGGAGGCUCGGAAGGAGCUGGAGGCGAGCCUCCGAGCCACAGCGGGAGGUCUGGAGGAGAAGAUUGAGGAGACCCGGCAGCAGAUUGGGAUGAAAGCAGAAGCGGUGCAAGCAGAGGUUAAAGGAGUGCAGAGCGAUUUCCAUGAGAAGGUGGGCGAGAUAAAGUCAGUGCUCAGGGAAGGUGAGGAGGCGCAGGCUUUAAGGGUUGUUGCCCUGGAGAACAAGCUUUCUGCAGUGGUGGCAGGCGGUGAGGAGGCAGUGAGUGCGGUGGCGGCACGGGUGAACCAGAUAGCGGAUGAAGUCGCAGAUGUGGCGAAUAGAGGCGAGCAGCACGCGGCGGACGCAGCAGCAGCGAUCGAACGGACCGAGAAGGAGCUCGCAGCCGCAGUGGCGUCAUCGGCAGCAGCAGCCGCGGCGGAACGAGAGGUGAUCACCGAGCGGGUGGAUACCCUGGAGGUGGCUGCAGAAGAGGGGAGGAAGCGGGCCGACGCAGCUGACGCAGCAAUCAAAGCGGUCCAAGCCGAGGUCGUGGCCGACAGGCAGAAGGCGGAGGAGCGAGCCGUGGAGGACGAGCUCCGGAAAUGGAACGAUGCAGAGAAGACCACAGCCCUGCAGGGCGACGUGGCGGCCCUGCAGCAGCGGCAGGGCGAGCAGGAGCGUGAGCUGAAGCGGCAGGAGGAGGAACGACUCGCCGCAGCCCAGAAGAUGUUGACGCGGCUGCAGGCGGACGUGAGGGCGCUGGUGGAGAAGCUGGAGGAGGUGGUACGGGAGGAGCAGGCGGGCGUGCGGGGGGAAAUGAAGAGCGCCGUGGAGGACUUGCAGGGCGGGCUGGCGGCUGUAAGGGGCGAGGUGGGGAAGCUGGAGGGGCAGCUCAGGGACGCCGAGGGGCGCAACCAGACAGCCAUUGCUGCCUGCCAAGAGGAGGAGCAGCGGCUGCUGGGCGUGUGCCGGGACAUGAAGGGGGAGAUCCAGCGCGUGGAGGGCGACCUGAACGCGCUCUCCAUGUCGCACAGCCAAGUGCUGGCGUACAUGCAGGCCAAGCAGGCCAAGGGCAGCGCCUUCAAGAAGUGGACCAUGCGCAACUCAGCCACGCGCUCAGAGGGUCCAUCCCCUCACGAGUCGCCACGCAAUCUACCCAAGCGCUGGUGGCCGCCGUCCCCUGCCACUGACACGCACAGCAGCAGACUCUCGGACACCAGCGAGGACUUCAGGGAUAGGGAGUGAGAAGCGUGUGUUUAUUAGACCAGCACGCACCCUCUCCCUCUCUCUCCCUCCUCGUCUUCCAUCCAGGCUUCAAGAAGUGGACCAUGCGCAACUCUGCCACGCGCUCAGAGGGCCCGUCUCCCCACGAGUCGCCGCGCAACCUGCCCAAGCGCUGGUGGCCGCCCUCACCUGCCACCGACGCGCACAGCAGCAUGCGCUCUGAUACCAGCGAUGACUUCCGGGAAAGGGAGUGAGAGGGGAGCUUUUUGUGGAGUGUCCAUGUGUAGGGGUUCGUUCGUGUGCUCUGGUGGUUGCCCUCCCACUGACAUACACAGCAGCAGCAUGCGCGCUCUGAUACCAGUGAGGGCUUUAGGGAUAGGGAGUGAGAGAGAGGUGUUUUCCUAGGACCAUGUAGGUUUUGUUCCAUGAUGGCAGCCCGGUGGAUGGAUGUUGAAGGGCGUUUGAUGUGUGCUUGUGGGUUUGUGCUUGUGGGCAUAUUUGUGGCUGGAUGGGCAUGUGGGAUGGAUGCUUGUUUUGGAUCCAAUGCGUGUAGAGAAUAUGCGUGUAGAGAAUAUGUGAGAUGGGGUUAUCCCCGUGCUAUGGAUGUGCCAUGAAGCGCAGUUUUUAGACAACAUUGGUAGCUAGAUGAAACUUUGCUCGCUAAGGUGGUCUGCGCAGUUUUACUUCUUUUGCUGCUCCGAUCUAGGUGUGUGGCAUGUGAGAACGAUAAUGCACUAUUUUGUACUA
This is a messenger RNA of Closterium sp. NIES-67, 6050 nucleotides long. Lineage: Eukaryota; Viridiplantae; Streptophyta; Zygnematophyceae; Desmidiales; Closteriaceae. The record is from the annotation of a GenBank genome assembly.